Molecule: messenger RNA, 1137 nt
Organism: Pararge aegeria (speckled wood butterfly)
Lineage: Eukaryota; Metazoa; Arthropoda; Insecta; Lepidoptera; Nymphalidae
Exons: 4
Coding region: 1-1137 (378 amino acids)
Source: RefSeq, a predicted model, not a curated record
AUGAAAUACUUCGUUGUUUUCGCUCUGUGCGUCGCUGCGGCUUCGGCCUUCUCAGUCCCACCCACCGUGACUGGUGCGGACGCCGCUCAGGUUCAGCAGAUCAUUGAAGCCAUCUACCACCCAAGCACUGACCCCGCUACUGCAGCCGCCCUCGAGCAGAUGCUCUUUGAGAUCCUCGGAAUGAACAAACCUGUCAUCGUCGAGGACAGUGAACUUCCAACCAUCAACGAAGAAUCUAUCAUCGACGCCAGUCCAGUAAUCAUCGACGAGUCCAUCGUAUCUGAACCUGCCAACUACCGCCCUCCCCUAGUUCAAAUCAUCGUCAAUGUUAACAACGCACCCGAAAACGCCGUUGUUGUAGAACAACCUUCUCCCAUUGUCAUUCCUGGGGAAGUCGUCGUUGUUGAGCAACCCGAAGCUGAUGAAGUUGUCGUGGUUGAGCAACCCGCGCUUCCAGUUGAACCCGUGAUCAUUGCUCCUAUCGUGCCCGCUCCCGUCAUCACUCUCCCAGACGACCUUAUCCUCAAAAUGAAAUACUUCGUUGUGUUUGCUCUGUGCGUCGCUGCGGCUUCGGCCUUCGCAAUCCCCCCCACCGUCACCGGUGUGGAUGCAGCUCAGGUUCAAGAGAUCAUUGAAGCAAUCUACCACCCAAGCACUGACCCCGCUACUGCAGCCGCCCUUGAGCAGUUGCUCCUUGAGAUCCUCGGAAUGAACAAACCUGUCAUCGUCGAGGACAGUGAACUUCCAACCAUCAACGAAGAAUCUAUCAUCGACGCCAGUCCAGUAAUCAUCGACGAGUCCAUCGUAUCUGAACCCGCCAACUACCGCCCUCCCCUAGUUCAAGUCAUCGUCAAUGUUAACACCAACGCUCCUGGUAACGCCGUUGUUGUAGAACAACCUUCUCCCGUUGUAAUUCCCGGGGAAGUCAUCGUUGUUGAGCAACCCGAAGCUGAUGAAGUGGUCGUAGUCGAGCAGCCCGAAGCUGAAGAAGUGGUUGUGGUUGAGCAGCCCGAGUUUCCCGAUGCAGUGAUCGUCGCUCCUGUUAUCGUUCCAGAAGAGCCCGUUCAGGUGCCUACACCCGUGAUAGUUGCUCCCAUCGAUACUGCCCCUGUCACCCUCCCUGGCACCCAAAACUAA